CGGCGGCGGCGGCAGGAGCCCGCGCCCGGCCCGGCGCCCGCCCGCCCGCCCCGUGCAGCUCCGCGGCGCCUGCUCUGCACCCGCCGCUCGGCGGAGCCGGAGCCUCGGGCCUCGGCGCGGCUGCGGCGAGCUGCCCUGCGCUCGGCCCGGCCCCCGCCUUAGGGAUGGCAAACUUGCGCCCCGCGGCCGCCUCCACCAGUGCCGGCCCCCGCUCCUGCUGCUGACGGCGCCCAGGGCAAGGGACAUAGGAUGACCCCAGCCUGUCCCCUCUUACUGUCUGUGAUUCUGUCCCUGCGCCUGGCCACGGCCUUCGACCCCGCCCCCAGUGCCUGCUCCGCCCUGGCCUCGGGUGUGCUCUACGGGGCCUUCUCGCUGCAGGACCUCUUUCCUACCAUCGCCUCGGGCUGCUCCUGGACCCUGGAGAACCCUGACCCCACCAAGUACUCCCUCUACCUGCGCUUCAACCGACAGGAGCAGGUGUGCACCCACUUUGCUCCCCGCCUGCUGCCCCUGGACCACUACCUGGUCAACUUUACCUGCCUGCGGCCCGGUCCGGAGGAAGCAGCAGCCCAGGCAGAAUCAGAGGUGGGGCGGCCAGAGGAGGAGGAGGAGGCAGCGACCGGGUUGGAGCUGUGUGGUGGCUCCGGCCCCUUUACCUUCCUGCACUUCGACAAGAACUUUGUGCAGCUGUGCCUGUCGGCCGAGCCCUCUGAGGCCCCACGCCUGCUGGCGCCUGCUGCCCUAGCCUUCCGCUUUGUGGAGGUUUUGCUCAUCAACAACAACAACUCCAGCCAGUUCACCUGUGGCGUGCUCUGCCGCUGGAGUGAAGAGUGUGGCCGGGCUGCAGGCAGGGCUUGUGGCUUCGCUCAGCCGGGGUGCAGCUGCCCUGGGGAGGCUGGGGCCAGCCCUGCCACCACCACCACACCUCCGGGGCCUCCAGCCGCCCACACCUUAUCCAAUGCCCUGGUGCCUGGGGGCCCGGCCCCACCUGCUGAGGCUGACUUGCACUCCGGGAGCAGCAAUGACCUGUUCACCACGGAGAUGAGAUAUGCUUCUAGUCCCAGCUCCCCUCUGCCAGCUGGACCUUCUACGCCUGCUGACCAGUCUGCUAGGGAGGACACCAACCUGCUCUACCCAGUCCUGAGUGAGGAAGCUUUCUCCCUUAGUGCACAAGUUCAGCGCUUCUGUGUUGGCCAGUCUGUUCUGGUGGCAGGAAAUGGGGCCUCGCCUGCUUCCUUGAGGCUCCCCUGGGAGGAAAGGCUUGCUGGGUGUCUGAUUGCCUCUUUUCUCCCCUGCCCCAGCUGCUGGCUUUCCCUGGAGGGUGGCCUGCUCUACGCCUUUGUGGGUCCAGCUGCAGUCAUUGUCCUGGUGAACAUGCUCAUCGGAAUCAUCGUCUUCAACAAGCUCAUGGCUCGAGAUGGCGUGCCAGACAAAUCUAAGAAGCAGAGGGCCGGGGCCUCACUCUGGAGUUCCUGCGUGGUCCUGCCUCUCCUGGCGCUUACCUGGAUGUCUGCUGUCCUGGCCAUGACAGACCGCCGCUCGCUCCUCUUCCAGGCACUCUUUGCUGUCUUCAACUCUGCACAGGGCUUCGUCAUCACCGCUGUGCACUGCUUCCUGCGCCGAGAGGUCCAGGACGUGGUCAAGUGCCAGAUGGGUGUGUGUCGGGCUGAUGAGAGUGAAGACUCCCCUGACUCAUGCAAGAACGGGCAGCUGCAGAUCUUGUCAGACUUUGAAAAGGAUGUGGACCUGGCUUGUCAGACAGUGCUGUUCAAGGAGGUCAACACUUGCAAUCCGUCCACUAUCACUGGCACUCUGUCACGCCUGUCCCUGGAUGAGGAUGAGGAGCCCAAGUCUUGUCUCGUGGGUCCCGAGGGUGGCCUCAGCUUCUCACCGCUGCCUGGGAACAUCCUAGUGCCCAUGGCAGCCUCACCAGGUCUAGGGGAGCCACCACCACCCCAAGAGACCAACCCUGUAUACAUGUGCGGGGAGGGUGGUCUACGGCAGUUGGACCUUACGUGGCUACGGCCGAGCGAGCCAGGCUCUGAGGGGGACUACAUGGUGCUGCCCCGGCGGACUUUGAGCCUGCAGCCUGGUGGUGGGGGCACAGGGGGUGAGGAGGCCCCAAGGGCCCGGCCUGAGGGGACCCCCCGGCGGGCUGCCAAGACACUGGCCCACACUGAAGGCUACCCCAGCUUCCUGUCUGUGGAGCACUCAGGUCUAGGGCUGGGCCCUGCCUAUGGGUCUCUCCAGAACCCAUAUGGGAUGACCUUCCAACCACCGCCACCAACACCCAGCGCCCGCCAAGUACCCGAGCCAGGGGAACGCAGCCGGACCAUGCCCCGUACUGUGCCUGGCUCCACCAUGAAGCUGGGCUCCCUUGAGCGAAAGAAGCUUCGGUAUUCAGAUUUGGACUUUGAGAAGGUGAUGCACACCCGGAAACGGCACUCGGAACUCUACCAUGAACUCAACCAGAAGUUCCACACUUUUGACCGCUACCGUAGCCAGUCCUCAGCCAAGGAGAAACCCAGUCCCGGGGAACGCCCUGGCCUGUCCCAGCACAGGAGACAUCAAAGCUGGAGCACCUUCAAAUCUAUGACACUGGGCUCACUGCCCCCCAAGCCCCGAGAACGGCUGGCCCUGCACCGGGCAGCAGCCUGGGAGCCCACAGAACCGCCAGACGGCGACUUCCAGACAGAGGUGUGAGUGCCAUGCCGGACUGCCCACUGCACAGAAAUAUAUAUCUAUUUUCACACUCCACUUUGGAACUACCAGGAGCCAGCGCCCCUCCCCCUCCCGAGGCUGGGCAGGAGGUGCAGAGGACUCAGCCUGGCUGGGGGCAGCCAGACUGGCAGGACCUGGGGGGCCAGGGCCCCUCUUUGUUCUCAGAGGUCCCUCAGCCACCCACUGGAGCCUCUUCUUUGCCCCAGCCUGUCUGUCCCUGUCCUGGGCUGGGGAGGGGGGAGGGAAACUUUGUUGGGAAUAAACUUCACUCUGUGGAU
Messenger RNA from Onychomys torridus (southern grasshopper mouse), 2999 nucleotides. RefSeq names its product adhesion G protein-coupled receptor B2 (gene Adgrb2). Gene Ontology annotation, biological process: G protein-coupled receptor signaling pathway; cell surface receptor signaling pathway. Bases 250 to 2703 code for a protein of 817 amino acids. The record is from RefSeq and is a predicted model, not a curated record. NCBI's taxonomy places the organism in Eukaryota, Metazoa, Chordata, Mammalia, Rodentia, Cricetidae. Gene Ontology annotation, cellular component: plasma membrane. The transcript has 13 exons. Gene Ontology annotation, molecular function: G protein-coupled receptor activity.